AUGGCGUUGCUCGGUUUUCUGCGCCGCCUGUACUCGCUCGACACCCUUGACACCCGCUUCACCACCUCCUCGGGCACGCCUCCGAAGCAGCCUGCCGCCGAGCCAGCUAUCGACCCUGCGAAACCCACGCCCAAUGAAGCCAAGGCGUCGAGAGCCGCCGGCUCGCAGCCGUCCAGAUGGGGCACUCUCGAAUUCUACUUCUACUACUUGGUCUUCUUGACCGCCAUACCGUCCAUGUUUUAUGUCGUCUACUAUGUCUCCAAAGCUUCGCACCCCAAUUACCCCAAAAUCGAGCCUCUCCUGUCUGACGGCUGGAUACCUGGCCGGAAAGUGGACAAUUCCGACGGCCAGUACGCAUCCUUCCGCGACAACCUCCCCUAUCUCUUCGUCAUAGCUCUCGUUCACCCUAUCCUCCGCAAAACCUACGAUUACCUUUGCCGCGCCGACUCAUACACCCAGGUCCGGCCCGGCUCGACCCCCGGCGGACACCAACUUACACAAGGAUUGACGGCAUUUGCUGCCGCCGAUGCGAGGCUGGAACAACGCGUUUCUUUUGACUUUGGCUUUGCUAUCGUCUUCAUAUCUGCCCUGCAUGGCUUCUCGGCAGCCAAGGUCCUGCUGAUCCUCUAUCUCAAUUACAAAAUCACCACCACCUUGCCCCGAAGCUACGUUCCGGCUGCUGCGUGGAUAUUCAACAUCUGCACUUUGUUCUCGAAUGAGGUCUUCCGGGGUUACCCCUUCAAACAUAUUGCCGCCUUCAUCCAUGGCGGCGACGGCUCGGGCACGUGGGGAGAAUGGCUAGACAGUUGCGGAGGGCUGAACCCGCGCUGGGAGGUCCUUUUCAACAUUACCGUUCUUCGCUUGAUUAGUUUCAGCAUGGACUACUACUGGAGCUUGAAUAUGCAGGGUGGAAGUCCCAUUGAGAAGAAACAACUCGAUCCUUCCAACCUAUCCGAGCGCGACCGAGUCUCCACUCCCGCAAAGCCAACUGAUUACACAUUCCGCAACUAUGUGGCAUAUGCUUUGUAUUCCCCUCUUUACAAUGCCGGCCCGAUUCUCACCUUCAAUGACUAUAUUUCCCAACAGCGUUAUUGUGUGCCGAGUAUCACGCGUGAACGCAAUACUCGCUAUGCCAUCCGCUUCCUCCUGGCCCUCCUUGCCAUGGAGGUCAUCAUUCACUACAUCUAUGCCGUUGCAAUCUUCCAUGUCCAGCCUGAUUGGGACGCCUACACACCUUUCCAGCUCAGCAUGCUUGGGUUUUUCAACCUGCACCACAUUUGGCUAAAGCUGCUUCUUCCAUGGCGCUUCUUCCGCCUGUGGGCCCUCCUUGACAACGUUGACCCCCCUGAGAAUAUGGUUCGCUGCAUGAGCAACAACUAUAGCAUAUCCGGCUUUUGGCGUGGCUGGCACCGUAGCUACAACCGCUGGCUGAUCCGCUACAUAUUCAUCCCCUUGGGCGGUAGUGGCCACGGACGCAGCAUCUUCUCCGUCAUGCUCACAUACCUCGCCAUCUUCACUUUCGUCGCUCUUUGGCAUGACAUCCAGCUACGCCUGCUCAUGUGGGGCUGGCUCAUCACAUUCUUUGUCGCCCCUGAGAUGAUUGCCACUCUCCUCUUCCCCAAGCGCAAAUGGGCCAACCGCCCCAACGCCUACCGCGUCUUGUGCGGAGUCGGCGCUGUUGCUCAGAUUCUCUUCAUGAUGGCCGCGAACUUGGUUGGCUUUGCUGUUGGGCUGGACGGCCUGGAGGGACUGGCCAGAGGCAUUUUUGGGUCAGCGUCCGGAUUGACCUUUUUUGCUUUGGCGUGCGGCGCGCUGUUUGUCGGUGUGCAGAUCAUGUUUGAGAUCAGAGAAGAAGAGCUGAGAGCAGGUAUUAAGAUGAAGUGUUGA
Molecule: messenger RNA, 1887 nt
Organism: Lasiodiplodia theobromae
Lineage: Eukaryota; Fungi; Ascomycota; Dothideomycetes; Botryosphaeriales; Botryosphaeriaceae
Product: Glycerol uptake protein 1
Exons: 4
Coding region: 1-1887 (628 amino acids)
Biological process (GO): GPI anchor biosynthetic process
Cellular component (GO): endoplasmic reticulum
Source: RefSeq, a predicted model, not a curated record